Molecule: messenger RNA, 2344 nt
Organism: Diospyros lotus (date-plum)
Lineage: Eukaryota; Viridiplantae; Streptophyta; Magnoliopsida; Ericales; Ebenaceae
Product: coiled-coil domain-containing protein SCD2-like
Exons: 17
Coding region: 324-2009 (561 amino acids)
Biological process (GO): cytokinesis by cell plate formation
Source: RefSeq, a predicted model, not a curated record
UCUUCUUUAUUCAAUUCCUCGACGAUAGCUAGUCCAAGUGUUUCUUUUCUUUUCUUUUCUCUUGUUUUCAUCUCUAAACUCAUUCCCCCGCGAAACACGUCGUCGCCCGUCGGCGUCGCCGUCAAUCCCCAAACCCGACGGAUUCGAUAGAUUCAAACCUUUUUCCGAUCCUGUCUCAAGUCUCAAUUCGGUCGAUCCAUCUCCCCGAUCUUUUCUCUGGCUUUUCCCGAUGAUCUAGCGCCCUGGAAAUUUUAGCCCCAUACUCGAACAGUCUCUUUCCUAUCUAUCUAUUACUUAUAGAUACAUAUAUUUACGCUGAGCGUAUGGAUCGGAGAAGGACGGGCAGUCCGGUGUACUCGAGGCAGUGGAGCGGCGGAUCGAGCAGCACGGGGUCGUCGUCUCCGGCGAGGUCGCCUGCGCAUCCGCACUCGAGGCUGCCGCCGGGGACGGGGUACUCCACGAUUAAGAGGAGUCAGAACGUGGCCGCCAAGGCGGCCGCGCAGCGCUUGGCGCAGGUCAUGGCUUCGCAGACGGUUGAUGACGAAGACGAAGAGGACGAUCUAGGGUUUCGAUUCCUUGGCCCGACUCCCCCCUUUUCGAGCAAUGUUAAUAGUAAUAGUAACGUGCCUCCUGCUUCUCUUGCUAAGCCUAAUAGAUCUCCGUCGCCUGCGUUAGGUCGGAACUUUAUGGAGCAUACACCUUCAGUUCGUUCCACUUCAGCUGGAAGACCUUCAAUGUCAGUUCGUUCAACUAUAAUAGUGCCACCUAGUCGAGGAUCGCUGAAAACACAGGUUUCACUUCCACCAUUGGAACCUCCUAGCACUAGACCAAGAGAGAAGAGGUUUGCCUCAGAUGUUGGGCGGACUAAUUUGAAAGAUGCAGGAAAUCAGCGGGAGGCUUCUGCGCUUAGAGAUGAACUUGACAUGCUACAGGAGGAGAAUGAGAUUCUCCUUGAUAAACUUCGCCGUGCAGAACAAAAGCGUGAAGAAUCAGAGGCCAGAGGCAGGGAACUAGAGAAACAGGUUGCUGCUCUUGGAGAAGGUGUAUCACUGGAAGCUAAAUUGUUGAGCAGGAAGGAAGCAGCAUUGCGUCAACGAGAGGCUGCCCUGAAAACAGCAAAAGCAUCAAAGGAUGGGAGAGAGGAUGAAAUUGCAGCACUUCGUGUAGAAAUUGAGAACUUAAAAGAUGAUGCUGCAAGUGCUGUUGAACAACUUCGAGAGGCAGAAUCUGAAGCAAAGGCUCUUCGCUCAAUGACGCAGAGAAUGAUUCUGACUCAUGAAGAGAUGGAGGAGGUCGUUUUGAAGAGGUGCUGGCUUGCUCGAUACUGGGGCUUGGCUGUACAGCAUGGCAUAUGUGCAGACAUAGCUGUCUCCAAGCAUGAGCUUUGGUCAUCUCUGGCACCACUUCCUUUUGAAGUUGUAAUUUCUGCUGGACAAAAAGCUAAGGAGUUGUCUUGGACUAGUGGAGCAGCUGAAGAGGAUUCAGAUAGGAGUAAACUUGUUCGUGACCUGAAUGACCUAACUGGAGAAGGCAAUAUUGAAAGCAUGCUUUCAGUUGAAAUGGGCCUAAGAGAACUAGCUUCCUUGAAGGUUGAGGAUGCAGCUGUGCUUGCAUUUGCUGAGUGCCGACGUCCAAAUUUGUCUCGACAAUUGCACUCAGAUCCAAAAUUAUCAGCCGAUCCCAAGUUCAUGGAGGCAUUUGAACUAAGCCCAGAGGAGUCAGAAGAUGUUCUUUUCAAGCAGGCUUGGCUGAUCUACUUCUGGAGACGAGCCAAAGCUUAUGGUGUAGAACAGGAUAUUGCAGAAGAACGACUUCAAUUUUGGAUAAGCCGGAGUGCUCAGUCUCCAACAACACAUGAUGCCGUUGAUGUUGAGCGGGGUUUGACAGAGCUGAGGAAAUUGGGAAUAGAACAGCAACUGUGGGAAGCAUCCCGUAAGGAAAUUGAGCAACCGUCUACGGCCUCAGUUGCUAAUGGCAAAGUCGUUGCAGAAUCGGAGACAUUUUCAUAGUUGCUGUGGCUGUGAUUUCUGUAUCGUCCUCUCUCUGUUUUGAUUUAUUGUUUUUCCUUUAUAAUUUUUCCCAAUAUAAUUUUUAUCCGCCAGGUUGUUAAGAGUAGAGCCUUCUUUAUUCGCUUUAGUUCCUAUGAGCCAAGCCAUUGUCAAACUGUUUGUUUUAUCUUUUAUGGUUGCUUUUACAGACAGGAAAAACUGGAGUUUUAAGUGUAUUGUGCAGAAAGUUUAGGGGAUAUGCGAGUAUAAUACUGUAGUAUAGAUGGGAUGUUGAAAAACAAUAUUGGAAGCCGUACAUUUAAAGCUAGUGAUUCUUUUUAUUUUUUUGGUAAGAC